ACGACCAGGAGCAGGAGCAACGAACAAAAAUGCAUUUCCCCUUUUUUCCAUUAUUAUUCGCUCUCUUUUCAGUUUCCCGAGAAGAUAUAAAAAUAUUCUCUUAAUAAAUCCCGUAUAUCGGGGCAGAUUGAUUUCGACCUCAACGACCCCCUUACAUAUUGGAAUUUCCCGUUAUACCGUUGGCUUCUCGCCGUGGGUAUUUUUCUCAUUUUUUUUUGUUGAUCGACAACAGUGUGUGUGUGUGCGUGAAAAUGGGGUCCCUAGAGCAAGAGCAAGUUGUUGAUUCUGAGCUUCAUGUUGACAACUCUGCUUCUGGACUCCUUAACAAGCAUAAUAGGGAGCUAGAGCAUCUGAGUCUGACGAACCAGCCACUAAAGACAGUGAAAUUCUUCGUUUUAGCUGUUCUAAAGUGUCUUCAAGAGUUCUCAGUUAACAGCAUAGUCAAGUGCAGUUGUCUUGUGAUCAUGCUGCUAGCAGCCGCAGGUGGGAUUUUGUUUUUGAAAAGUGGCAGGGCCUAUGAGGAGACACUGCAGCCGGUUCAGGAGCUUCUCAGCUAUCUUCGGUUUGGACUCUGGUGGUUAGCUCUUGGCGUGGCUUCAUCAAUCGGGCUGGGCUCUGGUCUGCACACUUUCGUCUUGUACUUGGGCCCUCAUAUCGCUCUAUUCACAAUAAAAUCUGUGAGCUGCGGAAGGGUUGACAUAAAGAGUGCUCCAUAUGAUACAAUUCAAUUACGAAGCGGUCCUUCAUGGUUGGAUAAGGAAUGUUCUGAAUUUGGUCCACCAUUGUUUUCUUCCCGCGCACGGGUACCAUUGACUAGUAUACUGAAUCAGGUUCAGUUGGAGGCUAUAUUGUGGGGUAUUGGAACAGCUCUUGGAGAGCUUCCUCCUUAUUUCAUCUCUAGAGCUGCUCGUAUCUCUGGUAGCGAAGGGGAACUUGUGGAAGAUUUGGAUUCUGCUUCAAAAGAAGAUAGUGGAAUUAUCAGCAACCACUUAAAACAGAUAAAACAGUGGCUUCUUUCUAACAGACAGUAUUUGAAUUUCUUCACAAUUCUGGUUCUUGCUUCGGUGCCAAAUCCUCUGUUUGACCUUGCUGGUAUCAUGUGUGGCCAAUUUGGUAUUCCAUUUUGGAAAUUCUUUAUAGCAACACUGAUCGGGAAGGCAAUUAUUAAGACUCACAUACAGACAGCAUUUAUCAUCUCAGUUUGCAACAAUCAACUGUUGGACUUGAUAGAAAAUCAAUUAGUUCGGGUGCUUGGUCUCAUCCCUGGAGUUGCUUCGCUUCUGCCAAAUAUCAUUUCCAAACUACACGUCGCUAGAGAGAAGUACAUGGCAGCAUCCCCUUCAGUGUCUAAUGUAAAGGCAAAAAAGUGGGAUUUGUCGCUUGGUUCAAUGUGGAAUACUGUUGUGUGGCUCAUGCUCCUGAACUUCUCAGCCAAGAUUGUAAAUACAACUGCCAAGAGCUAUCUCAGAGAGCAGCAAGAAAAAGAGUUGGCUGCACUUGAAAAUAAUCGUGCUAGGGGAUAACAGAUUCAUAGUAGUGCAGCAUGUGCAAGGCUCUAAUUUAGUUGCUGGUUGUUGAUUGAAAAAAUGAUCCUUUUAGUUGCUGGUAAUAGAUUGUGGAGUACAUUUUUGAAGUUCCAUAAUCUGAUUUCUUAUAUUGGAAAUUCAGCGCACAUCAGAGGGAGAGGCUUCUUUUUAUGUCCUCUGCCCCUACUUCAUGUAUACACCAAGAAUAGUCUGAAUUGUACUUGAACCAUAAUUCAAAGAAGAAAGUAUUCAGAUUGGAGGAAU
This is a messenger RNA of Nicotiana tabacum (common tobacco), 1790 nucleotides long. RefSeq names its product vacuole membrane protein KMS1-like. Lineage: Eukaryota; Viridiplantae; Streptophyta; Magnoliopsida; Solanales; Solanaceae. The record is from RefSeq and is a predicted model, not a curated record.